Molecule: messenger RNA, 2590 nt
Organism: Pogona vitticeps (central bearded dragon)
Lineage: Eukaryota; Metazoa; Chordata; Lepidosauria; Squamata; Agamidae
Gene: CAVIN4
Product: caveolae associated protein 4
Biological process (GO): regulation of gene expression
Cellular component (GO): caveola; cytoplasm
Source: RefSeq, a predicted model, not a curated record
AGUAAGUUCAUUAGUAGGAAAAAAAUGUGUUUCUCUGAAUGCAUCUUUCUUCCUCAACAUUGCUUCCUAAUUUUAGAGAUUUCAUGUUGCAGAAAGCUCUUGAACAAUCUGUGGCUAUUUUAUGGGUAUAAAUAUUUGACAAGUGUCCCGGGGUGGAGUUUCAGACCCUGCUUUUGAACAUUCCCCUGAAGCCAGCUGUCGAGCAACCUUCUUGCACUCAUGCCAGAAUUGUCCCGCUGGGUUUGAACGGCUGUCGUGAAGAGUUUAUAUUUCAGUUCCCUUAGACCGACCCGAAGACGGGCAGUAUGGAUCAUCGUGCGACCACCUUAGAGACGGAUAAGAUCCACCAGAAUCGCCUGUCAGGCAUCACAGACGACGAUGAGGAGCAAGAUGCUGCCUUCACCAUUGUCCGAGUCUUGGACAAGGUGGCUACCAUUGUGGAUACUGUUCAGGCCAGUCAGAAGCGUAUCGAGGAGAGACACAGAGAAAUGGAGGAUGCCAUCAAGACGAUUCAGAUUGAUAUCCUGAAGCUGGCCCAGGCUCAUGGCAACACCAGCUACACAGUGAAUAAGCUGCUGGAGAAAACCCGCAAAGUCAGUGCUCGGGUCAAAGACGUGAGGGCCCGGGUAGAGAAGCAGAGUGCCAACGUGCAGAAGGUCGAGGCCAAACAAGAGGAAAUGCUGCGGAAGAACAAAUUUCGUGUUGUCAUUUACCAGGAGGAUGUUCCAUGUCCAUCUUCUCUAUCAGUUGUCAAAGACCGGACACGAGGGGAAAACCUAGAUGUCUUCAGUCCACCUGAUGAUCUCUCUUCUGACGAGGAGUAUUACAUAGAAGAAAGCAGAGCAGCACGGUUUAAGAAAUCAGGCAUAAGGCGCAUCAACAAUAUUAAAAAGGCAUUUUCAAGAGAGAAUCUUCAGAAAACAAGGCAAAAUUUUGGCAAGAAGGUGGACAGACUUCGAACUAGAAUAGUAACACCAGAGAGGAGGGAACGAAUAAGACAAUCAGGAGAGAGGUUGAGGCAAACAGGGAUAAGGUUCAAGAAAAAUAUAUCCAAUGCAGCACCAACAAAGGAGACCUUCAAGAGGCAUAAGAAAACUACAAAGCAAGAAGUGGCCGAAGGUCCAGAAGAGGUCCAAGAGUCUGGCGUUGAUACAACUGUAGAAAGUGGGGAUGCUGAACCAGUCAGCGAAGAAAUUUCCUAUACUGAGGUGAUAACCAAAGUGAAGAAAGACAAAGGUGGUGGGUCAAAAGGCCCGUCUCAGGCAGAGAAGAAGAUAGUGAUAACUCCUGAAAAUAUUGUGCUCAAACCAGAGGUCAAAGUGAUGGUACCUGAAAAGAUUGUCCUCAAACCUGAGGCAAAAGAAGAGGAGAAUGUUCUUCUGGUAGAUCUAAAGCAAUCAGUUUAAAUUUCAGAACUUUCUUUGCUUUGGCGGUGUCACUGUGGCAGGGAAGGAGCAAUCCUAUUAAUUUGGCUAGAGGUUGGAGCAGUGGUUUUGAAAUGUUCCUCAGAUAACCGUUUCCAUGCUGACUUGUCUGCUGAGGAGAACUGAAACCUACGUUGUGUGUUGCAGAGGAUCCUGGGACAUGUACUAGGGGAAGAACUCUAUUCCUUUGAGGUGGGGUGGGUGUGCACAUCUGGGCUGUUGCACCGGACACAAUAGAAGAGCAUGUUCUGAGACAGCUUCCUCCUACUUUGGUUUCCCCAGAUGUUGGAUGGCAAUUCCUAUCAUCUCCAACUAGCCCAUCCAUGUUGGUUUGGAAUGAUGGGAGUUGUAGUUCAACAACAUGUGGAAGAUUUGAGAAGGACAUGCCCAACGCACCCCAGUGUUGUUCAGGGAAGGUCAGUAACAGCAGACAUACUGUCCUUCAGGAAGUUUGCCUAACAUUAUCCAUCCCAGGAGCACAGUUUCAAAACUGCUGAUUUAAAGAUGUGUGCUGAUUAAUCCACAGGAAUUUAUAUAUAUGCUGUAUACUCACAGUCCAUUUUAGCCUUCCAGUAACUUUGCAUAUAUAUGUUUAAGUUUAUACUCUGCUCAUUGACAUGCUUUGGGGCAUUCUUUCACCAUCUGACAUCACUCCAGGAGAAAUAAGGGAGUGAUCUCCUGAGAGACCUAUGCGUAAAUGCCAUUCAUCAUCACAGGUAAAAAGGAGGUAGAAGCUCCCUCUGUUUCAGUGAAAUAAAUUCCCUCAGCAGACUUUCUUCUAUCUGUAUUUUAUGCACCGUGACAGCCACACAGAGUAAAUCUCAUUAAAUGACUCAUUAGAUAUCUCAGGAUUCUUCUACUAGGGGUGAAGGGAGAAAUAAAUCCAUCAACAGAUAGCGUGUUUAUCUCAAAGAAUAUACUUAACUCUUUCUUCCCUCUCUCCAAAUCCCACGAGAAAGGGGAUAGGUCACUGGAUGAGAUAGGGGAGUUUGCUGCCUGUGGUUGUUUCUGUACCCACCCCCCAGUAAUGGGAAGAUAACUAGUACCACACCAAGCAAUACAAUUAAUGAUUAAUAAUUAUUCACCAAGGUAUCUACAGUUAAUAAUGUUGUGGGGGGAGGGGAGGAUUUGAAACAAGCGAGGCAACAAACUAUCAACUACUUUUU